Messenger RNA from Hibiscus syriacus, 450 nucleotides. RefSeq names its product MYB-like transcription factor ETC1. Bases 221 to 448 code for a protein of 75 amino acids. Gene Ontology annotation, cellular component: nucleus. The transcript has 3 exons. The record is from RefSeq and is a predicted model, not a curated record. Gene Ontology annotation, biological process: cell differentiation. Lineage: Eukaryota; Viridiplantae; Streptophyta; Magnoliopsida; Malvales; Malvaceae. Gene Ontology annotation, molecular function: transcription cis-regulatory region binding.
AUUUAACAUUACAUUUCCACCUAACAUAUACCAUCACCAAACUCCAUAUUCUAUUUGCCCAACUAACAUUCUAUUUUUCCCAACUAACAUAUAGGAGAAUGUUUUUUUUUUCUUUCUCUUUAGUCACAUCUGAACUGGAGACAGUAUUUAAAUGACCUUCUUAACAUACCCAAACUCAUACAUUCUCUUCUGCUCCAACUUCUUUGACUGGAAUUAAUAAAUGGCUGAAUCAGAACAUUCUUCUAGUGAAAAUGCAUCCAUUGACACCAUAGAUGAGCACAAUAAACAAGAUUCUGAACUGGAGUUCUCAGAUGAUGAGGAAACGCUGAUAAUCAGGAUGUUUAAUUUGGUUGGAGAAAGGUGGAGUCUGAUUGCUGGGAGAAUUCCUGGAAGAACAGCUGAGGAAAUUGAGAAGUAUUGGAACACAAGAUACUCGACAAGCCAGUGAAA